Microthlaspi erraticum is the source of this 1413-nucleotide messenger RNA. The record is from the annotation of a GenBank genome assembly. NCBI's taxonomy places the organism in Eukaryota, Viridiplantae, Streptophyta, Magnoliopsida, Brassicales, Brassicaceae.
AUGAAUUCUUCGAGCCAAGUCACUGGAGGAAACUUAACAAUCUCUGAUUGCAUCAUACAAUUUGAGAACCCCCAAAAUUCCCCCAAGCGAUUGAAGAAAUCAGCAGGUGGUCUAUCUUGUUGCAUCUUCAGAAUCCCACACACUUUCGUCCAAGCCAAUGAAACAGCCUACAAACCGAAGAUCGUCUCGAUCGGUCCUUACCACCAUUGGGAUGGUGAAGAUGAUAAAAGUAAUCUUCACAUGAUCCAGGAGCACAAACAAAGAUAUCUUGAUACCUUCUUGUCCAAGGCAAAGGAAAAACUGGUCUAUUUGACCCAUUUUCGCGAAGCCAUCUCAAGGAUGGAGCUGAGCAUUCGAGAUUCCUACUCCGAGGAUCUAAAGUUUGAUCGUGAGAAGCUGACUGAUAUGAUGAUUCUUGACGGUUGCUUCAUCCUCACGUUGUUUCUUGUAGUUUCAAAGAAGAGUUGGCGUAAGAAUUAUAUUGAUGACCCGAUUUUCACGUUGAGGUGGAUUUUACCAACUCUUCGAAGUGAUCUUCUCCUACUUGAGAACCAGGUUCCACUCUUCGUUCUACAACAUCUCCUUGACACGUCAAAACUAUUUCCUUCUGCUAGCCUAAACGAAAUGAUCUUUGCAUUCUUUAGCUAUUCCAUAAGAAAGCCAAAAGAUUUUUGGGAAAAAAGAAGAAAUCUUGAUGCAACCCAUCUUCUUGAUCUCAUCCGUAAAACUUACAUACCUAUUAGUCCGCAUAAAACAGAAGAACACAGUAGCACCAAUAUAUGUUUCAAUAUACUGAGUCAUAGGAAAAAUAAAACUCAAGCGGAUACACCAACACCGCCUCUUCGUCCGUUUCUCGGUCUGAUUGUCUCAGCCAAAAAACUUAAACUCCGUGGAAUAGAAUUCAAGCAAAAAGAGGAAUUUGAUACACCGCUGGACAUUACUCUCAAGAGGGGUGUGCUUGAAAUACCAAAACUAACAUUUGAUGACUUUUUCAGCUCUCUUUUGAUCAACUGUGUCGCUUUUGAGCAGUUUAAUAUGAAAUGCUCCACGGAAAUGACAAGCUAUGUUACUUUGAUGGGCUGCCUCAUAAACAGUGAAGAGGAUGCAACAUUCUUGACCGAGAAAGGGAUCAUAGAGAACUACUUUGGGACUGGAGAACAAAUAUCUUUGUUCUUCAAGGACACUGGCAAGAACAUAGCGUUUUCAAUAUCAAAGAGUUUCUUGUCAGAUGUGUUCGAGGGAGUGAACAAGUACACUUCACAAGGAUACCAUGUACAAUGGGCAGGAUUCAAGUACACACAUUUCAACAGUCCGUGGGCAUUUCUAUCAUCUUGUGCCGCUUUGAUACUUCUUCUGGUUACCAUUUUCCAAGCUUUCUUCGCAGCCUAUCCUUACUUUCGCUCUCCCAGUUAA